This is a messenger RNA of Diabrotica virgifera virgifera (western corn rootworm), 1142 nucleotides long. Its product is annotated as gustatory receptor for sugar taste 43a-like. Bases 90 to 914 code for a protein of 274 amino acids. Gene Ontology annotation, cellular component: axon; neuronal cell body; membrane. NCBI's taxonomy places the organism in Eukaryota, Metazoa, Arthropoda, Insecta, Coleoptera, Chrysomelidae. Gene Ontology annotation, biological process: sensory perception of taste. The transcript is spliced from 6 exons. The record is from RefSeq and is a predicted model, not a curated record.
AAGUGAUCCACAUAAGGUACUCGAGUAAGUACCGAAAAAUAUCAAUAACAUUCAUAACAAUUCUAUUGAGUAUAGUUACGGUGUUAUUCAUGUAUGACUGGUUUUCCUGGAGUAAGCAAUUAAAAUGUGAAGACAAAGAUAUUGGAGAGUAUUUUAAAUCUUACAUGUCCUUUUAUAUCCUUUACAGUAUGGUCAUAAUAAAAGAGGUGUUAUAUUGGCAUGUUAUUUAUUUGUUAAAGAUUAAGAUUUAUUUACUAAAUUUAGAUUUAGAGAAAAUAAGAGAGAGGAUUUAUGUAAAGGGCGAAUGUUUCCUACAAAAUAUUAUAAAUAACGUAUACCUUGAAAAUAAUUCCGGCAUUAAUAUGGAACAGCUUACAGGGAGGAGUCACACAGCAUCGACAAUUGUAGAUAAAUCAGAUGAUUCGACAGACUUAGCACGAAAACUGUUAUUUCUUUCUAUUUACCACGAGAAAAUAUUUGAAGCAGUAGCAGUAGUCAACAAUUCAAUGGAAUUUUGUAUACCUCUGAUUAUGUUGAGUUGUUUGCUUCAUUUAAUCGUGACACCAUAUUUUCUGCUUGCCAAAAUAAUAUCUGAUGAUACAGAUAUUUAUUAUAUAUGUUUGCAGAGUAUUUGGUUUAUGGGACAUGUAGGCAGAGUUCUAAUUAUUGUUGAACCGUGUCAGAGUUGUAUAAAUGAGCAUAAUAAAACCUCAAGUGUUAUAUCUGACAUGCUAACUUACGAAGUUGACGACACUAUAAAGAAGGGGAUGACAAUGUUUUCGCUUCAGUUUAAUCGAUGGAAACUAAGAUUUUCUUCAUGUGGAUUUUUUAAAAUUAGCAGAGCUUUGUUGACUUCGAUUGCCGGAGCUGUAACUACAUACCUUGUUAUUCUAUUUCAGUUCAACACCACUUGACAGGAGUUACUGUAUUCUAAUUGUAGAGAUACUUAGAACUUUAAGACGUUGUUAACUGAAAAUGUUUUUAAAAAAUAAACGUGCUUUUAUUAGAUUUUUAAAAACUUUGUGUAACUUCUAAAACUAAAAAAAAAAACAUUUUUUCAUUGUUCUAUCAAAUGUAAAUUGGUUUAGUAACGUAUUGGUUGAUUUGUGUUUGAUUGUAAGCACUGGAGUUAACAUCACAAA